AUGGACGGAGAACCGUUCAUAGCAGACGUCAGGGUGAACGGCACAGACUUUGUGCCAUCUCUUGUCGACUAUGGCUGCCUCUGCUACGGCGCGGUUAGCAAGCGCACAUUUCACUCUCUCCAGUUGCCACAUAUACGCGUCCAGCCGCGCAUCUUGGAGAAUGCAGCGGGAGACGGCAAGGAGGUCAAAAUCGACAAGAUCACGUAUGUGUCGAUCGACCUCGAUGGACAUCAGCAGCAUCGUGUUUUCAUGUACGUCAUCGACGAUCUUAACUGGGACAUGAUCCUGGGUAAACGAUGGAUGGAAGACCAGGAUGUUCACAUCCACGCAAAGGAAGGAUAUCUCGAGAUCGGGUCCAGUGGAGUUCAAUACCACAAGUGGUCUCGAGCUUUCUCUCAGCAACUGGCCGACCAGCUGCCCCCCUCAUCGGCCAGAGUCAGCAGCUCGCCAGCCGCAGCACCAGUCCUUAUGAGGGACCGCUAUCCCUUGCCCUUACUGAGCGAGACCUUGCGAACUAUAGCCAAGGCAAGGUGGUUCACCAAGGUAGAUGUAAUAGCAGCGUUCCAUAAGAUCAGGGUCGCCCCCGCCGACGAAGAAAAGACAGCUUUCAGAACGCGCUAUGGAUCCUUCGAAUGGCUGGUAGUUCCAUUCGGCCUGACAGGCGCACCAGCAGCCUUUCAGCGGUACAUUAACAGCGCGCUCCAGGAUUACCUAGACGAUUUUGUGUCAGCAUAUAUCGACGAUGUCCUGAUCUUCUCCUCUGGAAGCCUGCAAGACCACCGCGACAAAGUCGGCAAGGUCCUCCAACGACUGAUGGAUGCUGGGCUGCAACUGGACAUCAACAAGAGCGAAUUCGAAGUCAAGGCUGUGAAAUACCUUGGGUUUAUCAUCGAGGCGGAGUGUGGGAUCCGAGUCGACCCAGAGAAGGUUGAGGCUGUGAAGGGAUGGGCAACCCCGACGAAUGUUAAAUCCGUGAGGAGUUUCAUCGGAUUCGCGAACUUCUACAGGAUAUUUAUGCCAGACUUCUCGGUGAUAGCUGAGCCGCUAACGCGGCUAACGAAGAAGGACGUGCCAUUCCGUUGGGAUGGAUUGUGCGACGAAGCCUUCGAGAAGCUCAAGGACCUGUUGAUCACGGCCCCGAUCCUUGCACACUUCCAUCCAGAAAGGGAGACUAUCUUGGAAGCAGACGCUUCAGGAUUCGCGUCGGGAGGCGUGCUCUUGCAGAGAGAUGAUAAGGGUGGACUGGUACGACCUGUCGCAUACUUCUCGAAGAAACAUUCGGCAGCCGAAGCGAACUACGCUAUCCAUGACAAGGAGCUACUCGCCAUUCUCAGAUGUUUGGAGCAGUGGGAACCAGAGCUACGGGCAGUAGAGCACUUCAAGAUCCUAACGGACCACAAGAACCUGAGAUACUUCUACUCGGAAAGGAGGUUGACAGAGAGACAAGUGCGGUGGUCGGAGUUCCUGUCCAGGUUCCAAUUCGAACUCGAAUGGAGGCCGGGCCGCAAGGGCGGAUUGCCUGACGCACUCUCGACGGGACCAGGAUAUGCCGGCCAACCACUCUGA
Molecule: messenger RNA, 1566 nt
Organism: Hirsutella rhossiliensis
Lineage: Eukaryota; Fungi; Ascomycota; Sordariomycetes; Hypocreales; Ophiocordycipitaceae
Product: reverse transcriptase (RNA-dependent DNA polymerase) domain-containing protein
Exons: 4
Coding region: 1-1566 (521 amino acids)
Source: RefSeq, a predicted model, not a curated record